GCUAUGUCUAAGCUGUUUUUAUAAUUUUUUUAGAUGGGUGAACUGUAGAUCUUUUAUAAUUAUUUGAUUUUAGAUAUAAAACAUUAAUAUUUUUUUAAAUGUAGAGAAAUACCCAGUAGGAAAGUUUCUUUAAAAUAAAAAUUUAAUUCAAUGACUAAUUUAAUUAAUGUAAUCCUUGUAUUUAUUUAUGAUAUUACUGAAAAUCAUUGAGUGUAUUAGCUUGAAUAUAUUUAUUUGCCUGCAGUAUUGGCUAUCCAUUUUAUUAGGUUAUUGAUACAGAAACCGUAUAUCUGUUAAAUGUUUCUCUUUUAUUUUAAAUGACUAAAAUGUAUCAAUUUAAUGAAAAUUGAAAUUUCAGAGAGGGGUUGUAUUUAUUUCAAAUCAUAUUUUUAAAAUGAAAACAUUUUUAUUAUUUCUGAGUUAAAUAUCAGUUCAUGGUAAAAUUUAACAGCUAAAGUAUUAAAAAGUUGAGAAAGUUGUGAAGAUUUAUGUCAUCAUAUAUUUUGAAUAAAAGAAAUAUGAUGUUUGGGGAGGAAACAAAAUAAUCUGAUGUAAUUUCAGCAAUUCUGCCCAUGAGGUUAUUUUUUCGCAAAAAAACUUGUACAAGAACUAAACAUAAGAAUUUUUUAAAAUAUUAAACAUUGUUGAAUGUAAUUUUCUUAAAUAUAAUUUCUUGUUUAUAAUGUCUUAAAGAAACAAAAAGAAAUCUGCAAAAUUAAAAUGGAACUAAAAGCCUGUAAUUAGAAUUUAAAAAAAUACAUAUCAAAUGAAAUAAAAUUUACUUCAUUCAAUGAAUUUUUUUAUAUUUUUUUAGAAACUAUGUGUUCUUUUAGAAAUACAUAUUUUUAAAAGUGAAUAUCUUCCAUCUGCAGGGAGAAGAAAUCUGGCAGAAAGAUGUAGCUAAUGUAAGAAAGAAGAUUUUAACUGUUCAUCAAUUAAACAGACUCGAAUGUGUUCCUCUGCCAAACAAUGACGUCAGCUAACAGAAGAUAUUCCCCAGAGAUGGUGGCAUAUCCUAACCGUUUCACUGAGAGUGAACCUCUUCUUAGAACUCGUGUACAUCAAACUGAAUGUGAAGGAUACGAUAUUAAUACGAAGAUAUGUGGAUUACAUUUGGACGGACCGGAUAGUAUCCGUGCAUACUGGGUAGCUUUCUCCGCAUUUUUCAUCAGCUUUAUUACAGCUGGCAUCGGAAGAGUUUCCGGAAUUUUGUUACCGCAUUUAUUGACGGAAUUUGGCAUCGAUAGGGAGAUGGCUUCUGUACCAUUUUCAGUACAGUUGGCACUGAGGAAUUUAUUAGGACCGAUUGUCGGUGUAUUGGGUCACAAGUUUGGAGUCAGAAAGAUCACGCUCCUUGGAGUAGUCAUUUUAGCAUUCAGUACAGCUUUAUGCUGUAGUACUCAUAAUUAUUUUUGGGUCAUCGUUUAUUGGGGUUAUUUUUCUGGUGUUGGUAUUGCUUUGUGUACCAGUUUGCUUCAGCUUACAGUUGGUCAGUAUUUUGAGAGAAAUAAAGCAACAGCUAUGGGAUUUAGUUUAGCAGGUGGUUGUCUUGGAUCUAUUACUUUACCGUCAAUUGUAGAACUCCUGCUUCAGCUUUUUCCUUUAAAAUAUGUUUUCUUAUGUAUGGGAAUAAUGAUCUCUACAACUGUAUUUUUUGCCUGGUCCUUAAAGGAGCCCCCUUGGCUCAAUGCACAGAAUCAACCCUCAGAAAAUUAUGACCAGUUGGACACAGUACGAGCAAUGGUUUCUUUGGAAAAUUCCCUUCAGAUGCUUCAAGUUAAGGAUUUUAGCCAGCAAAGUCAUUCAGCCGGACUAGGUAUAAUAAAAACCUUUGUCAUAAAUAUGCCAAAUAUUACAUUUCUUAGGAAACAUAAAGAGCUUAUUAUCAAGUUGCUAAGAAGAGGAACGCAGAAAACGUUCGAAAAGGACAAAUAUCGUUUAGAAACCUCCAUACGAAAUAGCAUGGAAGAUUUGUUUCAAUAUAUAGAUAGAUUCUUAAAAAACCUCACAGAAAAGAAUUUUAUGAAUCAAUCAAUCUUUGUCUCAAGCGAAACCAAUCCAGCAGUGACUGGACAAGAAAUAUCUUUAAUAGAUAUUGUAGAUAGCUCCAACAAAAGCACAAGAAAUUCUAUAACAAUGAAAUUGGAAAAAAUCAGUCUUAUGACUCUUUCAGAAAUAAUGGCUUUAUGUCCUAAUGAAAACAAACAUGAUAUUUUAAAAAUAUCUAAAGAAAUUAGAAAUCUAUGCAGUAUAGCUACUCGAUUGGAAAAACAGGAAAAUGGUCUAUUAUUAUCUAAAAGCACUGUGCAAGAUAUACAAAUCCAAAAUGAAGAACCAAACAUUUUUAAUUCAAAAUGUCAUCAUCUCAGUCUACUGCGCAUUUUUUUAAUUCAAUGCGUUUGGAAUCAUUUGAAACCAGUGAUCAUUUUAUACAGAAAUCCUUUAUUUUUACUCAUUUCCAUUUGUAGAUUAAUUCACUUCAUUAUAUUUGUUCCGGUUUUGGUUAUCAUCGUAGAUUUCAUGAUGGAAAAGGGCUUACCAGAAUUAGAUGGCCAGUACGGAAUCAUAUCAUUGUCUGUCGGUGAUUUUAUUGGACGAAUGUUUACAGGUUGGGUGACGGACAAAGGUUUUCUAAGUCUACCAAAUUUCAUGGCAAUUAUAAUGUUGCUGCAGUGUGCCAGCACUGUUACUUUACCACUCAUAUAUAACAGAAACAUGAUGCUUGUAGCACUUAGCAUUUUUGGUUUACUUCAGGGUUCCAAUUUCGUUCGACAUCCAGUCCUAAUUUCAAAUUACAUGGAUAAAGAAGAACAGCCCUUUGCAAUGGGAUGCUUAAGUUUUUUUUCUGGAAUUUUCGCAUGUAUAUUACCAUAUUAUGUUGGACUUUCCAAGGACACUUUGGGAACAUAUGAUUUCCUGUUUUAUUUAAGUGGACCAAUUGGAGCUUGUACUGGUUUUAUUUGGUUCCUUGUACCAAAAUUUGAGCGUUUCUACUGUACAGAAAAAACUACAACAGAGUUGGAUGAACCGGUUUGACCAUUCUUAAAACAACCAUUUUGAUGCUUGUUUAUAAAAUCAAGUCCAGUUCAUUGGAUUGGGAGAUUCGAAAAUUCUGAAUAAUCAUAAAAAAUUAGAGAAAUGUUAUUUAAAGAAUAAAUUUAUAUAACAAGGAUUUUAAGAGAAAAAAAGAAUGAAAUUAUUCGUGUAAGCAUUUGAGAUUAUCAUAAUAUUGAGAUCCCAAGAAAUUUUA
Messenger RNA from Argiope bruennichi, 3250 nucleotides. RefSeq lists its product as uncharacterized. The transcript is spliced from 6 exons. The record is from RefSeq and is a predicted model, not a curated record. Bases 970 to 3036 code for a protein of 688 amino acids. Gene Ontology annotation, biological process: transmembrane transport. NCBI's taxonomy places the organism in Eukaryota, Metazoa, Arthropoda, Arachnida, Araneae, Araneidae. Gene Ontology annotation, molecular function: transmembrane transporter activity.